GGCUGCACUCAAGCUGGGCUCUGAGGGAUGGGCCUUCCAGAAAGAAGGAAUUGUGUUUCUUUUCUUUUAUUGGACAUUGGCUUGCGUUAUAAAUGUUUUAUCACUGUGUGUGGCCUUUUGGGUGGCUUGGAAGUAUUUGGAAGAAGGCUCCAAAUGUUACUAUUAACCUAAGGCUUAAAAAAAUGCUUUUUAAGGAAAUAUUCCAUUUUGAAAACCAUACUUGGUGCCUAGUGCUGAUUUUUUUUUUUUUUUAAGUAAUAUUCCAUUUUGAAAAGUGGUAAUAGAUUUGAACAUACCUGGUGCUGGUAGGAUUUUAGUGAACUUCACAGAGCGAUGGAGUUUAUUUCCCUGGAGCAAAAACUGUUCUUUUGUUGUAUAAUUCAGGGAUAAUCAGUUUUGCUUUGUAAUGCAGAGCAAAACAGUUGGAUUAACAGUUGUUCAAGAAAAACUCAAAUGCUAUUAUGGUGAGUAAUGGAAACAUUCCAUUUGUUAAGCAAACCAUAAUAUUGAACUGUUCUUACAAAUGUGAUGUAAUUUCUAAUUGUUGCUCAGCGAGACUGAAGAUAAUUCAGAGGCAAAUAGUGUUAACGCUUUACUUCUAACCCGUCUCUUUUUAUUAUGAUUUCAAACUCCUAAAACAUUCAUAUACAUAGAUAUACAUACCUUAGAUAUGUGUGCACACACACACAACCUCUACCAAACCCUUGUCUAUUGAAAUCUGUCUACCCUUGUAAGACCUCUUGAAAAUGUCCACUUCUUUACAUUUUUUUUCAUUAGCUUAUUUCUCUUUAAAUCAUCUUGUGCAUUUUUAUAGACAAUGCUCUCUUAUGCGUGUGUGCGUGUGCGCGAGCUUGCGCACGCGCAUGCGUGUAAAAAGGUGGGUCAGUUCUGGGGUCAAAUCUAGUUCUGUUUUAUGAGGACUUAGGUUUUUGGGUUUUUUUUCACUCCUAGAAUGUGCUAAUGUGAGAUGUGCCAUUGUUUUGUUUGGUUUUAUUUUGUAACCCGUUGAACCCACUGUGCUCAGGUGCUGUGGAUUCAGGGCAGAAGUUCCGGUUGUCCUCCAAUACUCUGUUUUUCUUCACUAUUACUAGAAUUUCAGCUAGACACACGGUUGUCCUGAAUAGAUUACUCUAUUGGAUCAAUUUUAUAAAUCGCUAAGAAAUAAUACCCAAGACGGGGAGUCCAACAGCUCACGACUGCAUUAAAAUGGGAUACCAAGGUUUGGGAGAAGAAACUGAGAGACUUUAUUCCAAGGAAAAUUCUGGAAGCCCAUUUAGGAGUGAUUUAAUACUGAAGUUCUAAGUGUUGGUUACAAAUCCAGCCUCGACGUUUCUCAAAGUUGUACGAAGCACCGAAGUGUGAGUUGGGCGUCUUCGCACAGCGCUUCACCUCAGGUGAAACAAAUCCUGAGACGGUGCAAGCCGCACCCGCAGGCAGACCCGCCCAGGCGGCUGCUCUGGGCUGCGCAGGAAAACGCGGGGCAAGCGGCCCCGAGACCACCUAGAACCGAGAGCCACAGAGCGGCCCGACCGAGCCUUCCCGCUCGCGCGCUGCGCCCCCCACCCCCCGCGGGGGCGCACAUGGACCCCGCCCGAAGCAGCCCGGGUCGCCGGGCGGCGGCGCGAGAGCUACUGCGAGGGGCGGCCGCGGCCGCGAAGGGCCUUCGGGAAGAUCUGAGGGGCGCGGUGGUCCGACCCUGGAUCCCGAAGCAUGAGGGGCCCCGAGAGGAGGCGGCGGCGGGACACGAGAUCCUACUGCCAAAUGAGAGAAGCUUUCAGAAUGCUGCAAAAAGCAAUAAUUUGGAUCUUAUGGAGAAGCUGUUUGAAAAGAAGGUUAACAUUAAUGCUGUGAACAAUAUGAACCGCACAGCCCUGCAUUUUGCGGUGGGGGCGAAUCAUUUAUCCUCGGUGGAUUUCUUGCUUAAUCGCAAGGCCAGGGUGGAUGUUGCUGAUAAGCACGGCUUGACAGUAAUUCACCUUGCAGCCUGGUCUGGAAGUCUUGAGAUCAUGCUCAUGCUGGUUAGAGCUGGAGCAGACCAGAGAGCCAAGAAUCAGGAUGGAAUGAAUGCCCUCCACUUUGCAGCUCAGAACGAUAAUGUACGCAUUGUGGAGUACCUCAUUCAAGAUCUGCACUUGAAGGACCUGAACCAGCCCGAUGAGAAAGGAAGAAAACCAUUUCUUUGGGCAGCUGAGAGGGGCCACAUUGAAAUGAUAGAAAAACUUAUCUUCCUUAAUCUACAUACUUCAGAAAAAGACAAGGAGGGAAAUACUGCCCUGCACCUUGCAGCAAAGCAUGGUCACAGUCCUGCGGUCCAUGUGCUGCUAACCCAGCAGCAAGAAAUAAAUGAGAUCAAUGAGAAUGGAGAAACACCAUUCUUUCUGGCUGUUAAAGGAGGUCAUGAAGAAUGCAGCAAAGUGCUCCUGACAGCAGGAAGUGAUAUCAACAUUCCAAAUAAGCUCAACAUCAGUGCUUUGCAGAUAGCAACCCAGAACGGCCACACAUCCCUUGUGAGCUGUCUUCUCAGUAAGCAUGUUGACCUGUACCAGAAAGUGGAACCGAAGGAGUCCCCUCUUCAUUUAGCUGUUAUCCACAACCAUAUCACAGUUGUAAAGAGCUUAUUAAGUGCACAGCAUGACAUUAACAUCUUAAAUCAGAGGCAGCAGACUCCUUUGCACCUAGCUGCUGAUCUUGGCCAUGUGGAACUGGUGGACACUUUGCUGAAGGCAGGCUGUGACCUGAAGGUCGUUGAUAAGCAAGGGAAGACUGCCCUGGCCAUGGCCUCCAGAAGCAACCACAGCCUUGUAGUGGACAUGAUUAUUAAAGCAGAGAGGUACUACGCCUGGAGAGAGGAGCAUGGUGAGAGCAUCAAGGACUCAUCAACCAGCUUUACUUUGACAUUCAAACAAGAUCACAGUCUGGAGACCAGGCAUAUUCGCAGUCUCCUCUGGAACCUGGCUUACCAUCAGCUAAAGGCCAAUGAGUGGCAGAAGCUUGCCCGUUCCUGGAACUUUACAGAUGACCAGAUCAGAGCCAUUGAGGAGCAGUGGUCAGGAAAGGGAAGUUUCCGUGAACACGGCCACAGGGCUUUGCUCAUCUGGCUGCACGGGACCCUGAUGACACAGGCCACUCCAGUCAAGCAUCUGUAUGAAGAGCUGGUACGCGCAGGUUUCCCAGAACUAGCUGAAAAGAUUCGUCAAUUCAAAAAUGAAACUGAUGGGAGGUCCAAGAAAUGUGCAGUUUCGUAAAUGCCUAAAGAAAUUGUAUUUAAUUGGUUUUCCACUCAGCAUUGCCUUUACAUUCAGUUCUUUAAUGCCAUAAAAUUCUAGCAGUAUUGACUGUCCUUUCAACUAUGAAGAUGGUGGUGACAGAUGAAAAAAUGGUAUUAGUACUUUCCACCUACUGAAAUGAAAGGUCAAAAUUUUUUUUGGUUUUUGCUUAAAGAAAAUUGUAUGUGAUUUUUGCAUUUCUGACAUGAUGCAACAUAUGUGAUAGCAUAAUCUAGGUUUUUGUUCAUCAUGUUUUUAAAAAAAAAUGAUGGUAGGAACAGCAUCCUGGUAUAGGGAUUUAGAACAGACAGACAUGGUUUUAAUCCUGGUUUUACUACUUAUUAACUGUGAACCUUUGGGCAUACUAAAUAUCCAAGAUCUCAGAUCUUCAGUUUCCUUCUCCAUAAAAUGGGGGAAUGUCUCUCUCUGCCACAGUAUUGAAGAUGAAGGUUAAAUGCCUGUGAAAUCCCUAAUCUCAUGCCCACAGUAAUGAAAUCAUCCCCUGUGAGUUAUUUCUCUUCAGUGAGAGAAACUAGCUUUGAAAAUUUAUAGUUACUUUUGGCUUUAAAUAACACAUAUGUGUAAUAAUAGUGCUUAGAAAAGACCGGAAGUAUGUAUACCAAUGUAUUUUUUAAAAUCUCUUGGUGGUGUAAUUACAGGUGGUUUUUAUUUUCUUUGUACUUUUUGGUACUUUCCAAUUUUUUUUUUUGACAAUAAGCAUGCAUUAUUUUUAUAAUCUGAGAGAAAUAAAUAUAAAAUCAAGUAUCAACUCAUAUCAGUUUACAUGCACCUAUUCAUCAUAAUUUAAGGCUCUCCAUUCUUAAACUCUGACUCUAAUUCCAUAAGGCACCAGAGAUAAAAUCAUGAGUAAUAUCAGUCCAAUUAUCCUGAAUUGAUAGUUUUACAUUUUGGUCUCAUCCUGAUUGUAAAUGGCCCACUUACUUCUAUAAAUGUUUAAAAUAGGGAACAUGUUCACAGGAGUCCAAAAAGUUUUUUUAAAAAGGGAUUCAGUGGAAAGUCUUGUCCCCAUCUGUUCUUCAACAUGGCUGGUUUCCAGUGACCAUGCUACUUACUCCCCCUUCCAAAAUCUGGGUAACCUCUUUAUGCAGAAG
Molecule: messenger RNA, 4378 nt
Organism: Herpailurus yagouaroundi (jaguarundi)
Lineage: Eukaryota; Metazoa; Chordata; Mammalia; Carnivora; Felidae
Gene: ANKDD1B
Product: ankyrin repeat and death domain containing 1B
Exons: 15
Coding region: 1581-3245 (554 amino acids)
Biological process (GO): signal transduction
Molecular function (GO): protein binding
Source: RefSeq, a predicted model, not a curated record